Molecule: messenger RNA, 2084 nt
Organism: Drosophila bipectinata
Lineage: Eukaryota; Metazoa; Arthropoda; Insecta; Diptera; Drosophilidae
Gene: Galphai
Product: G protein alpha i subunit
Biological process (GO): adenylate cyclase-modulating G protein-coupled receptor signaling pathway
Cellular component (GO): heterotrimeric G-protein complex
Molecular function (GO): GTP binding; GTPase activity; G protein-coupled receptor binding
Source: RefSeq, a predicted model, not a curated record
UCGAUGUUUCGAUAGAAAUUAGUCUCUGCUACAUCCCAACUCUAAGAAGAUCGCGAAUCCAUCCGAAAAAAAGAUCGUCUACAAAAGAAUUAAACGACUCGGCCGCUGCCAGAAAUAUUAAAAUAAAAUUAGCGGUGCAUUUCCAGACGCCGCGAACUAUUUUUAUAGGCCGAAAUUUAGCGUCUGCUUACCCUGCGCGUGUGCGCCUGUGUGCGGUGGUGGUGUGUGCGUGUGAAAGGAGGAGAGGUGGAGACACCAGAAACCGAAAAGUGUACAGCCGACGCGCAGACGCAUCUCGAAAUAUCCGAACGGAAAAGUGCGCAAAUCGCCGGGAAAGUGCCAAUCUUCCCGGUUUAAGACCCUUAGCUUAGCAACGCGAUAAAGAAAAGCGAAAAAAAUGGGUUGUGCCGUGAGUACAGCACGCGAUAAAGAGGCCAUCGAACGCUCCAAGAACAUCGAUCGGGCGCUGAGGGCGGAGGGCGAGAGGGCCGCCUCGGAGGUGAAACUGCUGCUGUUGGGUGCCGGCGAGUCGGGCAAGUCGACAAUCGUUAAACAAAUGAAGAUCAUCCACGAUGCGGGCUACUCGCAGGAGGAGUGCGAGGAGUACCGCCGCGUCGUCUACAGCAACACAGUGCAGAGCUUGAUGGUGAUCAUUCGGGCCAUGGGCCGCCUCAAAAUUGAGUUCGCCGAUCCCGGCAAGACCGACAUCGCCCGCCAGUUCUUCACACACGCCUCCGCCGCCGACGAGGGCAUCCUGCUGCCGGAGAUCGUCCUGCUGAUGAAGAAGCUCUGGGCGGACGGUGGCGUACAGCAGUCCUUUGCCCGCUCCCGCGAAUAUCAGCUGAACGACUCGGCCGGCUACUACCUCAACUCGCUGGACCGCAUCGCGCAGCCCAACUACAUACCCACCCAGCAGGAUGUGCUACGCACUCGAGUGAAGACCACCGGCAUCAUCGAAACACACUUCUCCUGCAAGCAGUUGCACUUUAAGCUGUUUGACGUUGGUGGCCAGAGAUCGGAGCGCAAGAAGUGGAUCCAUUGCUUCGAAGGUGUCACUGCCAUUAUCUUCUGCGUGGCGCUAUCAGGCUACGACUUGGUCUUGGCUGAGGAUGAGGAAAUGAAUCGAAUGAUCGAGUCUCUGAAGCUCUUCGACUCCAUCUGCAACUCCAAGUGGUUCGUGGAGACCUCCAUCAUACUCUUCCUCAACAAGAAGGAUCUGUUCGAGGAGAAAAUCAAGCGAUCUCCUCUGACGAUAUGCUUCCCAGAGUACACAGGUACCAACACCUUCGAGGAGGCGGCCAGCUACAUUCGCAUGAAGUUCGAAAACCUGAACAAGCGAAAAGACCAAAAGGAGAUCUACACGCAUCUCACCUGUGCCACGGACACGAACAACGUCAAGUUCGUCUUCGAUGCCGUCACCGAUGUGAUCAUCAAAAACAACCUGAAACAGAUCGGCUUAUUCUAGAGGGGCGUCGGUUAAGGGAUCAUCUUCAUUUAUCUCGCGUCGUAGUAUUAAAGGAAAACGCGCAGAAACAUUUCCAUUAAACACUAAGAAUUCCACACGAUGUACGAUCUAUAUCACAUACGGAAGGAACUGUAUGCUCAUAUUCAUAUGUUUGAAAUGCUUUACAUGCCUAACACACGUAAUUUUAAUAACCGGAUUUUUGCCAGUAGUCGCGGAACAAACAAUCUGCAAUUUAGUCCCUUAAAUUGCAUUAUUAAGUUAACUAAUUUAAAAAGUAGCCUAAAAGUGUAAAGACAGCAAAGCACAGCCAUGGGUGUACAUCCUAACCUCCAUUUCCAUUGGCUACGUAUUGCGGUUUAUUUAAGUGUUUUGCCGUUAUCAGCGAGCUAAUGGCGCUACCGAAAAAGGGCACUUUCGUGUGCGUGUCGCAUCGUGUAGAGAUGCCCUUUUGGGCACCGCCAUUGGCCAGCGCCAGCAGCUUUUAAUUUUUUGCCAAGAGCUUGACAGCCUGAGAUCCUAGGCCUGGAAUUAUAUGCGAUCGCUUGUAAGCCCUUAUGUGUAACUAGUAAACUUACUAAUAUGUUUAGUAAUAGACUAAAUAAAGACAAAUUAUAAAUAA